This is a messenger RNA of Dictyostelium purpureum, 897 nucleotides long. RefSeq lists its product as uncharacterized. NCBI's taxonomy places the organism in Eukaryota, Evosea, Eumycetozoa, Dictyosteliales, Dictyosteliaceae. Gene Ontology annotation, biological process: menaquinone biosynthetic process; vitamin K biosynthetic process. Gene Ontology annotation, molecular function: prenyltransferase activity. The record is from RefSeq and is a predicted model, not a curated record. The transcript is spliced from 2 exons. Gene Ontology annotation, cellular component: membrane. Bases 1 to 897 code for a protein of 298 amino acids.
AUGAAUGUUAUAAAUAAAUAUUUAAUUUCAACUAGAUCAUAUUUGUCAACUGGUAUACUAUUUAUAUUGCUAACAUCAUCAUCUAUAGCGUACAGUCAAACCAAAACAUUAGAUUUAAAGUUUAGUUUUUUUUGUUUUACAAUUAUAUUUCAAAAUUUUUGUUUUGCAUACUUGUUAAAUUCAUAUUUAGAGUACUUUAUAUAUGGAUCAGAGACAACCAAACGAGAAUUAGAUUCAACACUAUUUAGACAUAUAUCAAAAAAACAGCUUCGAGAUUUUAUAAAGUUUCCAUUAAUAUGUAAUGGUAUAUUACUAAUGGUAACUUUUAAAUGGAAGGGAUCUGAUGCUUUUUUCACCAUUCUAAUAUUGGAUUUACUUCAAAUACUGGGUGUUUGUUUAUACACUCCUUUAAAAUACUAUGCAUUGGGCCACAUUAUAUUCAGCUUGGUUCAUUAUAUAAACAUUUGGAUUUUUUAUUAUGCAAAUACCAAAAGCUUACCUAUAGACCUCAGCUUCACAUCCCCAAACCCUUUCAUAUACUAUAGCUUUUAUUUCCUACCGGUUAUCCUCCAAUCCAUUCAUGCAAACUAUCACAGAGAUAUAGAAAUUGAUAAAAAACACGGUGUAGUUACAAUUGCAAUUAUAUUAGGGAAGAAUUUUUCAUUAUACUAUUAUUAUUUGUUAUAUAUUGGAGGUUUAUUAUAUCUAGUUUUCUUAAUGUUAAAAUUUAAUAAUUUAUUUUUUUUAUUACCAUUCGCAACAAUUCCUUUAAUGAAUAAUAUGUACAGUAGGGUUAAAAAUGGUGAUUAUAAUUUAUUAAAUGUUCAAACUACAAAAACUCAUUUCUUUUCUUUAUUUUUAUUUUCAAUAGCCAUAUUAUUAGUCGGUAAAAAAUAA